Messenger RNA from Leptonychotes weddellii (Weddell seal), 1112 nucleotides. NCBI's taxonomy places the organism in Eukaryota, Metazoa, Chordata, Mammalia, Carnivora, Phocidae. The record is from RefSeq and is a predicted model, not a curated record.
AUGGCUUCCCCUUUUCCCACCCCGGCGGACGCCCGGUGACUCAUCAUGUCUUCGCUUUGUGUCCAACGCCCUCAAUCCCGCAGCAUCUGCCGCGCUGCCCUCUCCGUUCCCCGGAGGAAAUGGAAAUGGAGGCGGGAGAAAAGUCACUAAUGGCUGCAUCACAUCAUUCAUUUGCAAAUGUCUACUUAUUCUUACACAUUUCAGAUUUCCCAAGAAAUGGAUAACAUCGUUGCUCAGCACCCGGGUCUAGUGAGCAAAGUGAAUAUUGGCCAUUCUUUUGAAAAGCGGCCCAUGAACGUGCUCAAGUUCAGCACCGGAGGAGACAAGCCAGCCAUCUGGCUGGACGCCGGGAUCCAUGCUCGCGAGUGGGUUACGCAAGCUACUGCACUGUGGACAGCAAAUAAGAUUGCCUCUGAUUAUGGAAAUGAUCCAUCCAUCACCUCCAUUUUGGACACGAUGGAUAUCUUCCUGCUGCCGGUCACAAAUCCCGAUGGAUAUGUGUUCUCUCAAAUCAGAAAUCGUAUGUGGCGGAAGACCCGGUCCAAGGUAUCAGGAAGCUCCUGUGUUGGUGUUGAUCCUAACCGGAAUUGGGACGCAGGUUUUGGAGGACCUGGAGCCAGCAGCAACCCUUGCUCUGAUUCCUACCAUGGACCCCGUGCCAACUCUGAAGUUGAAGUGAAAUCCAUAGUGGACUUCAUCAAGAGUCACGGGAGGAUCAAGGCCUUCAUUACCCUCCACAGCUAUUCCCAGCUGCUGAUGUUCCCCUAUGGGUAUACAUGUACCAAGUCAGAUAACUUUGAUGAACUGAAUGAAGUGGCCAAAAAGGCUGCCCAGGCUCUGGCCAGCCUGCACGGCACCAAGUACAAAGUGGGACCUAUCUGCUCAGUCAUCUAUCCAGCUAGCGGGAGCAGCAUUGACUGGGCGUAUGAUAAUGGCAUCAAGUAUGCAUUCACGUUUGAGUUGAGAGAUACAGGGCACUAUGGCUUCCUCCUGCCAGCCAACCAGAUCAUCCCCACUGCAGAGGAGACCUGGUUGGGCCUGAAGACCAUCAUGGAGCAUGUGCGGGACAACCUCUACUAGAUGAGGAGCCCCACUCAGUCUCCAGUUAUUUC